Messenger RNA from Leopardus geoffroyi (Geoffroy's cat), 609 nucleotides. RefSeq lists its product as uncharacterized. Lineage: Eukaryota; Metazoa; Chordata; Mammalia; Carnivora; Felidae. Bases 1 to 609 code for a protein of 202 amino acids. The transcript has 3 exons. The record is from RefSeq and is a predicted model, not a curated record.
AUGGCCUUAAGAGAUAAGACAAGUGGAGAGCAACCUUUCUUCUCACUCUGGAUACCUCCUCCUUUACAUCAGCAAGCUCAGCCUCCACGAUCAGAGAAGCACCAUUCACAAAUCCCUCCGUCACCCUAUCGCGCAACCCUACCCCUUGAUGGCACCGCCUCCCGGGGAGCCAGCGCUGGCCGACCGCCCCUACCUGCGGGACGCGAGCGGCGAGGGAGGGGAGCGGCCCGGAACCUGCGCCAACUCUUGCUUCUUCGGCCGGCUGCGCUCUGCAUCGCCCCGGAGCGGCGGCCGCCGCCACCCGGAGCAGAACGCUCAGGAGCGCGGAGGAAAAGGCCACGCAGCGCACGAGGAGUCGCGGGCCGCCAGCGAGCUAGCCCGUCCGCCCCCCGCCCACCCUGCCUGCAAGGCCAGGUCUCCGCGCCGCGCACGCCGGGCCCGCCGCCGGCGCCCCGGGCCUGGGCGGGGGCUGCUCCAGGGCGAACCCGGGCACGACGCGGUCACCUGCCCGGCAGUCACCCCGCGUCCGCCGGGGGCUGGCCCCAGCGCAGCAGCGACGCAACACGCGACCCUCCGGGCGCGGGGGCACCGAGGGCGUUACUACCUUGA